AUGAGAAAAAAAGAAUUGUUUAAAAAUACUGUUUACUUUUAACCUCAUGAAAGUUAUUUAAGACCUGUAAGGAAUUUCUUUUUGGUCUAUAAGAGGAUUUGUUGCUGGGUUUAUAGGAAUGGUAACUGGAUUAACAAUGGUAUUGGUGAAAAAUUCUUUUUUUUAUGCUUUAGGGGUAAGGAAUUAAAAAAGAUUUUAUAGAAUUUAGCAGUUCUUAUAUUCACAAAUUAUAGUUAUAGAUUACUAUAAAGAUAUAAUGUAGGUCAUAUAAAUUUUUAUAUUGAAUUUUUAAUUGUUGUUUUAAAUAUUAUUGGUAAUUUUGUAUGGGGUAUUGAGAAUGAUUAUCGAGAUGGUUUUAGUUCAUUUGAGUCACAGCCUUCAACAUGUGGAAAUUUUGUCAUAGAUUAUUGA
Messenger RNA from Paramecium pentaurelia, 411 nucleotides. Lineage: Eukaryota; Ciliophora; Oligohymenophorea; Peniculida; Parameciidae. The record is from the annotation of a GenBank genome assembly.